Gilbertella persicaria is the source of this 702-nucleotide messenger RNA. Its product is annotated as WRB/Get1 family. Gene Ontology annotation, cellular component: GET complex. Bases 10 to 582 code for a protein of 190 amino acids. The transcript has 5 exons. The record is from RefSeq and is a predicted model, not a curated record. NCBI's taxonomy places the organism in Eukaryota, Fungi, Mucoromycota, Mucoromycetes, Mucorales, Choanephoraceae. Gene Ontology annotation, biological process: tail-anchored membrane protein insertion into ER membrane.
UAUCGCGACAUGUAUUUGCCAAUCACCAUAUUUCUAUUAGUCUUGAUUACGGAGUCGAUCCUUUUCCUCGGCUAUUCUUACAUUACUUCUGCUACAUAUGAUCUUUAUGUCAAACUUACAAAAGACAGUCGAGUCAUGAAGCAACAAAAGAUGAAGAGAGACGCUCUUCAACUUAAAGCAGAACUCUCUCAAACAAGCUCGCAGGACGAAUUUGCCAAGUGGGCCAAAUUGAGACGAAAGUUGGAUAAAGCAACUGCUGAUUUAGAGAAACUUAGCUCAGAAAUUGCUUUUUCCAAAACUGCUUUUGAGCUCAAAGUCAAAUCAGUGCUUUGGUUUGUUGUUCAUGGCUCGCAAUUAGUCAUGGUUAUGUGGUUUAGAAAGAGCGCAGUGUUUUACCUUCCUCCUGGUUGGUUUGGACCUGCUCAACGUUUUCUUUCAUGGCCAUUUGCUCCUGCAGGCUCUGUCAGUGUAGCCGUUUGGUUUGCUGCCUGUAGAAGAAUGAUCAAGGCUUUGGCACUUACAGCUAAUGAUUUCAUAUUUACACCUGUUGCUGAAAAGAAAGUUGCAGCCAGCCAAGAUUAAUUAAACCGUACUUUUGAUAAGAACAAAAUAGAAGUGGUCUACAUAUCUUUAGAAUUUAAGGUGUGUUUCUCUCUGAUUUCAGCUUAAGAAAAAAAGGGGGGAAGGGGAGGGUAUAAAGAC